AUGCUGCUUUUUCGUCUUCUGACUGCCCUUUCGGUUGUUCCUUUCUCGGCAGCACUGACUCGCUACACGAAUAACGACUGGGUCAGUCUUGGCAAUAAUCUAUCCGCCGUGCUUCUGCUACAGGGUCAAUUGCCGCAAGAGGUGUACAAACAGGUCCCAGACCCGGUGUUUUUAGAUGACAGAACAACAAUCAAUCCGUAUGGGCUCGUGAACUUGACUUCUCUGAUGGUGGCUAGCAAGGAGGCCCGUGAAGAACGCCAGGUCGACCACACAGACGUCGAGAUCGUGUCGCAUUUGCUGGGCCUAAAAUUUGACCCUGGUCUGCUUUUCCAAUUGGCACAAAUGGGCCUGGGAGCAGCCGGAGCCACCACGGCACCAGUUUUCGAUAUUACCAUACACGAGCCGCAAUCCACAUCCGACAAGUGUAGGCUCAGAUUCCAGCCCUUGCUUGACUACGCCAGAAUGGCCGGAAAUGCGGCCUACGAAAAGCUUUCCUGGGAAACGCUCCAAAAGGUCGACAGCCCGGUGGAUGUUCCGACUGUGAUCGCGGGGUGGCUCAAAAACGCAUCGAAAAAGAACUUGUGUCAGGGUUUUGUGUACGCAAUCAAAGAUGAUCAUAAACCAGCAGACUACUGGAUCGUUGCAGGAAUACCAUGGACUACUGGUUGCAGCUGCUAUUCCGUCUCUACGGUUAAUGAUCUUGCCAAGUCGCUCCAAGACCUGUGGACAAGUGUGUUUAACCACGAAGCUGAUAGUUCUCUUAUUAUAAUGGAUGAUGGGGGGUCAUGGCGCGCAAAUGUCAUUCUCCUCGAUGGAUGCAACGCAGCCCAGAAGGGGCUGACGUUGUGGUGA
Molecule: messenger RNA, 852 nt
Organism: Ogataea philodendri
Lineage: Eukaryota; Fungi; Ascomycota; Pichiomycetes; Pichiales; Pichiaceae
Exons: 1
Coding region: 1-852 (283 amino acids)
Source: RefSeq, a predicted model, not a curated record